Chaetomium globosum CBS 148.51 is the source of this 897-nucleotide messenger RNA. RefSeq lists its product as uncharacterized. NCBI's taxonomy places the organism in Eukaryota, Fungi, Ascomycota, Sordariomycetes, Sordariales, Chaetomiaceae. The transcript is spliced from 2 exons. The record is from RefSeq and is a predicted model, not a curated record. Bases 1 to 897 code for a protein of 298 amino acids.
AUGACUCCCAUUGACGUCCGAGUCUGGGUAGUAUUCGCCUUCAUCAUCCCAAUUUUGUCUUGCCAGUGGUUUCAACCGACCGCAAAAAGGGAACUCUGGCAUGUUGGAGACGUUCACAACAUCCAGUACCACACGGAUCUCACCGCAUACACCAUCACUCUAUGGCAACAGGCGAUCGCCGGCGGUUCCGCCACGCCGGGGCCAAUCAUCUUCCAAGCCAAGACCGGUCCCGCGAAAGCACUUGGCUGGACGGUACAACUGUAUGACUUCGAUCUGGAGUCUUCAAACAUCUUUUUCUUUUGGCUGAAGGAAGGAGGCCCCGAAAAUGCGACGGGGCCCGUCACAGGACGGACAAUGUCGUCCAGCUACUUCAACAUCACCGACGAGCCUUCUCCAACCACCACGUCAUCGUCGUCGUCGUCUAGCAGCACGAAUCCCUCCAGGUCGACCGACCUUGGAGCCGCACUGUCAUCGACCUCUUCGACAGCCACUCAGACCGGACCAGACCAAGGCGAAGCCACCGCGUCGAGCAGAAUACCUGGUGAGGGCAUUGGGGGAACAGACGGUGUAUCUGAAGGAGGAGGAGGAGGGGAAGGCGGAGGCCUCCCGGUCGCCGCCCAGGCGGGCAUCGGGGUGGGCGUUUCCGUUGUAGGGGUCGUGGUGAUCAUCUGCGGCAUAUUGUGGUUCCGGUACCUGAAGAAACAACAACAAAUUCUCCUCGACCUCCAACGGAGAGCCCACCCUGAGCCUCCGCCUCCCGAUGCUGCUGGGACCGGGACGUGGAAGCCGCAGGUCCCCCCUCCUCCCCCCGUCCAGUAUUACCCUGUGUACGAGAUGGGUUACCAUUCCAGGACGCCUCCUGUCGAGCUCGGCUGUCAUCCGCCAAACCUCAGGUAG